AAUUCUUUAAGAUCAUCUGAAGCAACCUUUAGAUUCUUAUAGAAAUGAAGAUUUUUGUUUCUCUUCUCUUCUGCAUAGCUAGUGCAUUGGCCUUCAAGGGAAAGUACACAGAAUGGCCAGUGUCUCUUGACAUGUCUUGUGAACCGUCUUCCUCUGAUGUUGAUUGCACCUUUGAUUUCGUCAAUGUUGCUGGUGAAGAUUAUUAUCUCCUCAUGCGUAACACUCCUCUUGAGGGACUCCUCUCUCCAUUCAUUGCUGUCUAUCACAAAGGACAUAGGCUGGAAUACGAAGGAAAGCUCAUUCAUCGUCGUCCUCCAACAAAGGACGAGUAUAUCCUCCUCAAGGCAGGUGAAAAGGUUUCUGCAACAGUUCACAUCAAUGAUGUGUUCACUUUAAUCCAUGAUGGUGGGUACACUAUAGAGUACAUCAAACCACUGAUGGUACUCCAAGAAGAGAUUAAAAUGCCAACAGAAGUAAAGAUUAACAGUGCUACUUACAUAUACUUGGAUAACGCUCGUAAAGUCUCCCUUCCACGUAAAGAAGUUGGACUUCGUUCUAAAGGUUCUGUCACUAUUGAGUCCUGCACUACUGCUAGCUUCAGUGGGGGUAACUCAAGUCAGCAAAGCGAUAUUCUCAAAGCCCACAAGAAACUCUGCACAGAAUUUGCUAAUGCUAAAAAUAACGUGAGUGACAGUAGCUUCUACAAGACUUGGUUUGGUACAUAUACUAGUGCACGUGCUACUAUCGUGAAGAAUGUCUGCCAGAAAUGCGUGGAUGGGCUAACUAGCAAGACCGUGACUUACGUCAUUGAGCCUUCCAACUGUCAAUCCAACUGGAAUGCAUACACUUACAAAGGAGGCACUAAGGUCUACCUGUGUCAAGCAUAUAACAACUAUGAUGUCUAUUGUAAGAGCAGUGGUGAUCCUACUAAGGAAGGUAUCCUUGCUCACGAAUGGUCUCAUGCUUUUGGAUAUACUGAUGAUUAUGUGUAUGGAGCAGCUAAUAACAAGCAACUGGCCAAAGAUAAUCCAAAUAAAGCAGUUGAUAAUGCUGACACUUACGAGUAUUACUACUGUCUCGCUCAGUUCGAUUAACUGAUGCAGUGUCAGAACUUGCAUUUUGCAAUUCUAAUAUAAUAUACUUUUGCUGCAAAUAAAAUAAA
Molecule: messenger RNA, 1162 nt
Organism: Amphimedon queenslandica
Lineage: Eukaryota; Metazoa; Porifera; Demospongiae; Haplosclerida; Niphatidae
Product: extracellular protease-like
Exons: 2
Coding region: 45-1094 (349 amino acids)
Molecular function (GO): metalloendopeptidase activity
Source: RefSeq, a predicted model, not a curated record